ACCUGACCCGGAGGCGACGGUCUGCGCCGCACACGUGUUUCGGGAGCAUGGCGGAGAUGGAGGAUCAGGAGCUGGCGGAGCCGAUGUCUCCGGAGGCGGUGGCGGAAGCCGACCGCCGCGGCUUGCUGAAGCACAGCCGCGAGUUCUUGGACUUCUUCUGGGACAUCGCGAAGCCGGAGCAGCAGACGCGGCUGGAGGCCACGGAGAAGCUGCUGGAGUACCUGCGCACGAGGCCCAGGGGGUCGGAGAUGAAAUACGCCCUGAAGCGCCUGAUCACUGGGCUCGGGGUGGGGCGAGAAAACGUUCGACCGUGCUACAGCCUGGCCCUAGCGCAGCUGUUGCAGUCUUUUGAAGACAUCCCCUUGUGCAGCAUCCUGCAGCAGAUCCAAGAAAAAUACGGGCUGGAUUCGGUGCCACAGGCCACGAUGAGACCCAGUCUCUUUGCAAACCUGUUUGGGGUGCUAGCCCUCUUUCAGUCGGGCCGUCUGGUGAAGGACCAGGAGGCACUGAUGAAGUCGGUGAAGCUGCUGCAGACCCUGGCCCAGCACCACAACCACCUUCAGGAGCAGCCCCAGAAGGCCCUGGUGGACAUCCUCUCUGAGGUGCCGGAGGCCGUGUUGCAGGGGAUGCUGCCCAAGGUGCUCAAGGCCGACCUGGAUGUGGUGCUCAGCUCCCCGGAGCACCUGGCGCUCUUCCUCUUGGCGCGGAAGAAGGUGCCCGCAAAGCUGGAGAAGCUGAUGGGCUCUGUCGACCUGUUCUCCGACGAGAACAUCCCCAGGCUGGUGGACGUGCUGAGGACGGCUGCCGCCUCCGUGAAGAAGGAACAGCGGCUGCCCGCCGUGGCCCUGGGCGUGCUGCAGCUGGCGCUGGAGGAGGACAAGUUUCCUCGCUUCUGGAAGCAAGCUGUGGAGCAGGGGCUGCUACAGAAGCAGCUCUGGCCGGUCAGCUACAUGUGCUUCCGCCUGCUGGGCACGGCCCUGCCCCUGCUGUCCAAGGAGCAGCUGCAGCUGGUGCUGCGGGGGGACCUGAUCCGCUAUUUCGGGGAGCACUCGAUCACAGUUCAGAACAAGUACAGGUUUGUUCCCGAGAUGACCGACUUCGUGAACGCCUUUCUGGAGGGAAGCCAGGAUGACCCCGAGCGGCAGCUGAUGGUGCUGGUGGCCUUCUCGUCCGUCACCAACCAAGGCCUCCCCGUCGUGCCCACCUUCUGGCGUGUGCUGCGGUUCCUGAGCCCCCGUGCCCUGCAGGGCUACGUGGCCUGGCUGCAGGGCAUGCUUCUCCAGCCCGACCUGGACUCCUUGCUUGACUUCAGCACCAACAGCCAGAAGAAAGCCCAGGACACCACACCCCACGUGCCUGAGCGAGCUGUGUUCCGGCUGCGGAAAUGGAUCAUCCAUCGCAUGGUCAACCUGGUGGACCACUUAGUGCAGGGGAAGGAGGAGGCCUUGAUCGAGCAGCUAGCCAGGUUUUGCUUGUUCCAUUCGUUCUUCAAAACAAAGAAGCCCACCGGCCAGAUCCCGGAAACUAAGCAGCAGUUCUCCCCGCCUUUGGACACCCGGGGCCGAGAGGUCAUUGGCAGUGCCUUCUUCAGCCUGCUCCAGGCCCUCAGCACGCAGCUCAAGCAGGCGGCAGCCCAGGGCCCAGGCGGGCAGUCCUGGACCUACCGCCUGGUGCAGUUGGCAAACACACUGUUAAACCACAGCCGCAAUGUGGCCCUUGUGACGCCCUUCACGACGGAGCAGCGCGAGGCCUGGGACCAGAUGCUACAGACACUGAAGGAGCUGGAGGCCCGCUCCUCAGAGGCCAAGGCCGCUGCCUUCCAGCACCUGCUGCUGCUGGUGGGCAUCAACCUCUUCAAGUCUCCUACAGAGAGCUGUGACCUCCUCGGGGACAUCCAGGCCUGCAUCAAGAAGAGCAUGGAGGAGAAGGCCCAGCGACCCCGUUCCAAGGCCAUCAGCGCCCAGGAGCCGCCGUGGGUGGAAGUGAUGGUGGAGAUCCUGCUGUCCCUGCUGGCGCAGCCCAGCCACCUGAUGCGCCAGGUGGCCCGGAGUGUGUUUGGCCCCAUCUGCCCCCACCUCACUCCACGGGCCCUGCAGUUGAUCCUGGCUGUGGUGAACCCCGAGAGCGGCCAGGAUGCGGACGACAACGUGGUGGUGACCGACGUCGCCGCUGGGAAGCAGGCGAGGAGUGUGGAGGACCAGGAUGAGGAGGACGACAAGGACUCAGAGAGUGAGGGGGAGGACGACGAGGACGAGAGCGAGGAGGAGGAGCGCGACGGGGAUGUGGACCCGGGUUUCCGGGAGCAGCUGAUGGAAGUGCUGCGGGCCGGGAAGGCGCUGGGUGGCGCGGACAGCGAGGACGAUGGGGAGGAGCUGGGAGAUGACGCCAUGAUGGCGCUGGACCAGAACCUCGCCAGCCUCUUCGCCGAGCAGAAGCUGCGCAUCCAGGCGCGGCGGGACGAGAAGAACAAGUUGCAGAAGGAGAAGGCGCUCCGGCGGGACUUCCAGAUCCGGGUGCUGGACCUGGUCGAGGUGUUGGUGACCAAGCAGCCCGAGCACCCCCUGGUCCUGGAGCUGAUCGAGCCACUGCUGAGCAUCAUCCGGUGCAGCGGCGGCGGCAGCAAGCAGGAGCGUGACCUGCUGCACAAGACAGCCCGCAUCUUCACGGACCACCUGUUCCGCGCGCGGCGCUGCUGCCAGGACGUGGGCGGCCGUGCGGAGGCCGUGCACGCGCAGCUGGAGCAGCUGGUGCAGCGAGCUGGCCACCAGGCUGACUCCUCCGUCGCCCUCUACCACUUCAAUGGCUCCCUCUACCUGCUGCGGGUGCUGAAGGGCAGCCCGGCCGAGAAGUGCACACAGAAGAGCCAGAAGAAGCCCAAGACACGGAGCCCACAGGCUGCCAGCUGCCUGGACUUGAACCGCGUGACCUCAGCGUACUUGGCCGCGCUGAGCUCGUUCCUGACCAAGCGCAACAGCCCGCUGACCGUUCCCAUGUUCCUCAGUCUCUUCUCCCGCUACCCGGUGAUCUGUAAGAGCCUGCUCCCGGUCCUGGUCCAGCACUUGGCAGGUUCAACACGGCCUCACAACCAGGUCCAGGCCUGUCUGCUGCUCCAGAGGACUCUGACCAUGCGGGAGCUGAAGCAGUGCUUUGAGGACCACGAGUGGAGGCAGCUGAUAGGCCAGGUUGUGGCGCGGCUCACUGAGAACCUGCGGGCCCUGGGGACGGCCCAGACCAAGUCUGAGCAGCAGAAGGAGCGGUCGUCCCUGGAGCUGCUCAACAGUGUCCUCAGGGCCAUCAGCCACGAGAAGCUGACCGUGGACCUGACUGGGCUCCUGGGUGUGCUGCAGGGCCAGCAGCAGAACCUGGCACAGAGCUGGCAGAAGGGGCCGCAGGCGGGAAGCUCCAGCCGCCUGUAUGACCUGUACUGGCAGGCCAUGAAGAGCCUGGGGGUUCAGCGCCCCAAGCUGGAGAAGGAUGCCAAAGAAGCCCCCAGGGCUCCCCAGAGCCCUGUUAGCAUGAAGCGGAAGAAGAAGGGGUUCUUGCCCGAGACCAAGAAGCGUAAGAAACGCAAGUCUGAGGACGUCCCGCAAGAGGAACCCGAGGAGGCCAAGCCGGCCGCGCCGGCCGCCGCUGCAGACCCACCCCCCAGCACAGGCAAGAAGAGGAAGAAGACGAAGGCCAAAGUUCCUGCCCAGGCCCAGGUCAACGGAACGCCCCCUGCCAAGCGUCCAGCCCCUGCUGCCACCCCGGCCAGGACCCCGAAGCCCCAGAAGCCAGCCCAGGUGAAUGGAGCCACUCCCGCGUCCCCCACGGAGCCUGCAGGUGCAAAGCAGCGUCCCAAGGCCCUUCCCAAAAAGGGGGUCUCCAGCAAGACUCCCCAGUCGGCCCUGCUCCGGAAGAAGGCCAGGCUGUCGUUGUCCACCAGGGGGCCACUCCUCUUCCAGAGUGGGGCCAAGAAGAAGAAGGCGAAGGUGCGAACGCCCUGAGCACAGCCCCCCGCCACCCCCCCCAGCAGCCCCAGAGACGCCUAUUUUUUCAUGGUAAUUUUAAUACAAGCCCCAGCCUCUGGCGCUGCCCCUGAGGGGCAGCGCUGUGGGCCUGGCAGGGGGCGUGCAGGUGACAGGCCUGCCCCCCGCCGUGCUACCGGAGCCACAGGCCUCAUU
This is a messenger RNA of Lepus europaeus (European hare), 4163 nucleotides long. It is a transcript of the gene MYBBP1A, whose product is annotated as MYB binding protein 1a. Gene Ontology annotation, cellular component: nucleolus. Bases 48 to 3986 code for a protein of 1312 amino acids. Gene Ontology annotation, molecular function: transcription corepressor activity; transcription factor binding; RNA binding. The record is from RefSeq and is a predicted model, not a curated record. Lineage: Eukaryota; Metazoa; Chordata; Mammalia; Lagomorpha; Leporidae. Gene Ontology annotation, biological process: regulation of DNA-templated transcription. The transcript is spliced from 26 exons.